Messenger RNA from Brassica oleracea var. oleracea, 2789 nucleotides. Its product is annotated as ubiquitin carboxyl-terminal hydrolase 14-like. The record is from RefSeq and is a predicted model, not a curated record. NCBI's taxonomy places the organism in Eukaryota, Viridiplantae, Streptophyta, Magnoliopsida, Brassicales, Brassicaceae. The coding region runs from base 157 to 2550 and encodes 797 amino acids. The transcript has 20 exons. Gene Ontology annotation, biological process: protein deubiquitination. Gene Ontology annotation, molecular function: cysteine-type deubiquitinase activity; protein binding; zinc ion binding.
AGCUGAGGCAAGAACCAAGAGGAAAGGAAUCUAUCGCUGCAACGACGACGUUUUCAUCUGAAACCUUGUUAACGAGACGUGCGAUAUCACACAACACAAAACAAACUCAUUUCGCUCUCUCCGCCGAGCGUCUUGCGUCGAUUUCGGAAAAACCCUAUGGAGCUCCUCCGAUCAAACUUGUCUAGGGUUCAGAUCCCCGAGCCCACCCACCGCAUCUACAAGCACGAGUGCUGCCUCUCCUUCGACACUCCGAGAUCCGAAGGAGGUUUGUUCGUGGAUAUGAACAGCUUUCUCGCUUUUGGGAAAGACUACGUUUCUUGGAACUACGAGAAGACGCGAAACCCUGUGUAUCUGCACAUCAAGGAGACUCCCAAGUCUGUUCCUGAGGAUCGGCCUCUGAAGAAGCCGACUCUCCUCGCUAUAGGAGUGGAUGGGGGAUUUGACAACAAUGAGCCUGAGUAUAAAGAGUCUUAUAGCAUAGUCAUACUUCCAGAUUUUGUUUCACUUCCAUUCCCUUCUGUUGAGCUACCAGAGAAGGUGAGGAUUGCGGUUGAUACUGUAAUGAGUGCAGUUGGUGCUGAGAAGAGAGAGCAAGUUGCGGCUUGGACAGCUGAGGAAAAGAAAGUUAGUGAGCAUGCAUUGACGCUGCAGCAGAUCAAGAGCGGCGUUGUUAUUCCUCCCUCUGGUUGGAAAUGUUCCAAGUGUGAUAAGACGGAGAAUCUGUGGCUUAAUCUCACCGACGGGAUGAUUCUAUGUGGAAGGAAAAACUGGGAUGGGACUGGUGGAAACAACCAUGCAGUUGAGCAUUACAAGGAGACAAACUACCCUCUUGCUGUCAAGCUUGGAACUAUCACAGCUGACUUGGAAGCAGCAGAUGUUUAUUCCUAUCCGGAAGAUGACAGUGUUUUGGACCCGCACCUGGCUCAGCAUCUGGCCCAUUUUGGAAUCGACUUCUCCACGAUGCAGAAGACAGAAAUGACAACUGCUGAAAGAGAACUUGAUCAAAAUACGAAUUUUGAUUGGAAUCGUAUACAAGAGAGUGGAAAAGAAUUGGUACCAGUUUUUGGACCGGGAUAUACCGGACUUGUCAAUCUUGGGAACAGUUGCUACUUGGCAGCUACGAUGCAGAUUCUUUUCUCGACUCAUUCGUUUAUUUCAAGAUACUUUUCACAUCAGAGCUUAAAGUUGGCAUUUGAGAUGGCUCCGGCUGAUCCAACUUUGGACAUCAAUAUGCAAUUAACAAAGCUUGGACAUGGGUUAUUAUCUGGGAAGUACUCUAUUCCUGUGGCAGAGAAGGAUGUUGCAACUGGAGAUGUUAGACAAGAAGGAAUACCUCCUCGCAUGUUCAAAUCGGUGGUUGCUGCAGGACAUGCAGAAUUCUCUUCUAUGAGACAACAGGAUGCUCUUGACUUUUUCCUCCAUUUGCUAGACAAGGUUGAGCGUGGCAACAACAUGAGACCAGAUUUAGACCCUUCGAGGAGCUUCAAAUUUGGAGUAGAAGAAAAGAUCCUUUGUUCAUCUGGAAAGGUUUCAUAUAAUAAGAGGGAUGACUGUAUUCUUUCUUUGAACAUUCCAUUGCAGGAGGCAACUAAUAAAGAUGAACUAGAAGCCUUUAACAACCAGAAAGCAGACAAAGGACUGGAAGAAGAUAAUAUGUCAACUGAUGAAAUUGUACGUCCACGAGUUCCUUUAGAAGCUUGUCUAGCAACGUUUUCGUCACCUGAGCAGAUUCGUGAUUACUAUAGCACUGCUCUGAAAGGGAAGACAACAGCUAUCAAGACAACUAGUUUGACAUCUUUCCCAGAUUAUUUGGUGUUGCACAUGCGGAAGUUUGUUAUGGAGGCAGGCUGGGUGCCAAAGAAACUUGAUGUGUACAUUGAUGUUCCGGAUGUAAUUGAUAUCAGCCACAUGCGCAGCAAAGGGCUUCAGCCUGGCGAGGAACUAUUGGCAGACGAUGUUCCAGAAGAAGCGAUGGAAUCAGCACAGCCUGUGGCAAAUGAAGAGAUAGUUGCACAACUUGUCUCAAUGGGAUUCAGCCAGCUUCACUGCCAGAAAGCCGCCAUAAAUACUUCUAAUACUGGGGUGGAAGAGGCGAUGACCUGGUUGCUUUCUCACAUGGAUGAUCCAGAUAUCGACGCACCAAUCUCCCAUCAGAAAUCUGACGUUGAUCAAUCAAGCGUUGAUACCUUGAUCUCAUUUGGUUUUGCUGAAGAGGUUGCUCGAAAGGCACUCAAAGCCUCGGGAGGAGACAUUGAGAAAGCAACAGAUUGGAUAUUCAACAACCCUAAUGCAUCUCUCUCGGACAUGGACGUUUCCUCAAGCAGUUCAGCAUUGACUCCAGCUGAAAGUGCAUUACCAGACGGAGGAGGGAGAUACAAGUUGUUUGGGAUAGUAAGUCACAUGGGAACAUCAACACACUGUGGUCACUAUGUGGCGCACAUAUUGAAAGAAGGCCGUUGGGUGAUCUUCAAUGACAGCAAAGUAGGUAUCUCGACAAAUCCUCCUAAAGACAUGGGUUACCUCUACUUCUUUCAGCGUCUGGACAAUUGAUAUGGGAGAGACCGAGAGUGUUGACUUCCAUGGAUGGAGCCAGUAAAAGAAAAGACAGAAACUAGCCCCUUCUUUCUAUAGAAACUUUAGGGUCUCUAGGGUUUUAAGAAUCAAGCAGACAAAUGAAUAAGAAGAGGUCCUUCGGAAUUUGACAACUCCCUAUAUACAUGAGAAAAGUCGAAUAAAUGUACAAAAGAGAAAAGAUAUAAAUCUAAACAAAGUCUGGGAAUUAACAAGUU